This is a messenger RNA of Jaculus jaculus (lesser Egyptian jerboa), 933 nucleotides long. RefSeq names its product olfactory receptor 10J1-like. Gene Ontology annotation, cellular component: membrane. The record is from RefSeq and is a predicted model, not a curated record. The coding region runs from base 1 to 933 and encodes 310 amino acids. Gene Ontology annotation, molecular function: olfactory receptor activity; G protein-coupled receptor activity. The transcript has a single exon. Gene Ontology annotation, biological process: G protein-coupled receptor signaling pathway. NCBI's taxonomy places the organism in Eukaryota, Metazoa, Chordata, Mammalia, Rodentia, Dipodidae.
AUGAAGAAAGUCAACCUCACAGAGGUAAGGGAGUUUGUUUUCCAGGGUUUUGCCAAUUUCCAAGAGCACCAACUCACACUUUUUGUUGUCUUUCUUGCCCUGUACAUCCUAACUUUGACUGGCAAUGUCAUCAUUGUGACUAUUAUCCGCAUUGACCACCACCUUCAUACGCCCAUGUACUUCUUCUUAUGUGUCCUCUCUACCUCAGAGACCUUCUACUCCCUGGUCAUCAUCCCACGCAUGCUUUCUAGCCUGGUAGGCAUGAGUCAAUCCAUCUCACUGGAGUUCUGUGGGGUUCAGCUCUUUUUUUUCCUUGGUUUUGCCAUCACCAACUGUCUCCUGCUAGCAGUCAUGGGAUAUGAUCGCUAUGUGGCCAUCUGCGACCCACUUCGCUACAACGUCAUCGUGAACUGGAGGGUCUGUGGCAUGCUAACAUCGGCAGUCUGUGCCACCGGGUUCUCGCUCUCUCUAGUUCAGGCAGUGGCUAUUUUCAGGCUUCCCUUCUGCAACUCACUGAUUGAGCAUUUCUUCUGUGAUGUUCGACCUGUUCUGGACUUGGCCUGUGCUACCCCAAUGAUCAAUGAUAUCUUGACAUUAAUUAUUAGCCUCCUGGCCAUCACAGCCCCUGCCACCUUCCUCUUCAUCUCCUAUGUCCUCAUUAUUUCCACCAUUCUUAAAAUUGCUUCAGCUGAGGGCCGGAAGAAGACCUUUGCCACCUGUGCCUCCCACCUCACUGUGGUCAUCAUCCACUAUGGCUGUGCUUCCAUUGCCUACUUCAAGCCCAAGUCAGAGAAUACCAAGGAUCAGGACCAGCUGAUCUCAGUGACCUACACAGUCAUUACACCUUUGCUAAACCCUGUUGUAUACAGUCUGAGGAACAAAGAAGUCAAAGAUGCUCUACGGAGAGUGUUGGGUAGAAAAUCCCUUUCUUAA